Molecule: messenger RNA, 582 nt
Organism: Dibothriocephalus latus
Lineage: Eukaryota; Metazoa; Platyhelminthes; Cestoda; Diphyllobothriidea; Diphyllobothriidae
Source: the annotation of a GenBank genome assembly
AUGGGCGUCGGAUCCGGGUCCUUCGCUCUCCUCCCCAUUCGUGCGCAGAAGCAGCAGGUGGAAACUCAAAAGCCAGAUGUUUUUACUACUGGUGAAGAGGAGUCUGCUACCAGGAGGCUGCAAUUUGAGCUUGUUCGACUGAACACGGAACUCGCUAAAACCCGCGACCAGUUGAGUGUUACUGAAAGGCGUCUGGAUCAGGCCUUACGUGCUCGAGCCCGCUACAAGGAACUAUGGGGGCGUGCUCUGAACGAGGUCGCCCGACUGAAGCAGGAAUCCGAGGCCAACACACGGCAGGCUCUCCAACGCAAGGAAGCAGAGAUUCGCAACGAACUGGAGCGCCUCCAGGUCAUAGAGAACAAUCGGGAGGGUGAAGUAACCGCAGGGCCCUCUAACCAAACGGCAGUAAUACAGCCGAAUUCCGUUAACCAGACUCAACUAGCAAGGCUUUUGGAGGAGCGUGGAGCACUGCUCACUUCCGGUGUAUAUGAAGAAGAUGAUCAGCUAAUCCUGGAUCUGGAUCAAGAGAUCCGACGCUUGACGGGCGGACUAAGACCGCCUUCCCCACCCAUCCCUGCAUAG